This is a messenger RNA of Monoraphidium neglectum, 405 nucleotides long. RefSeq lists its product as hypothetical. The record is from RefSeq and is a predicted model, not a curated record. The coding region runs from base 1 to 405 and encodes 134 amino acids. The transcript is spliced from 2 exons. Lineage: Eukaryota; Viridiplantae; Chlorophyta; Chlorophyceae; Sphaeropleales; Selenastraceae.
AUGCCGGCUCUCCCGGGGACCACGUGGAAAACAAGUGGCAUCAGGAGCAGUCGCAGAUGCGCCACCAAUGAGGCCAGCAGCUGCAGUGGGCGCGCAAUUCGCUCGCGCACCACCACCCAGUGGCCUGGACGCGCCUCCCCGUCCCCGCGCUUCCCCCCGCCGCGCCGCGCCGCCCCCCGCGCCGCGGCCGCCCCCGACGCGCCGCAGCCGCUGGCCCUGCGCUCCGCGCGCCAGAGCCUGCUGUCGCUGCUGGACGGCGGCGCGGCGCGCGACGACGCGGAGGUGGCCGCUGCAGUGGACACCCUCAUCCGCGAAAACCCCAGCCUCACCCCCGGCCUAGACACCCCAGAAGUCGGCGUCGGCGUGUGGGAGGUCGUGCUGGCGCGCGGCGACGGGGCGGCGUAG